Messenger RNA from Betta splendens (Siamese fighting fish), 5642 nucleotides. Its product is annotated as trace amine-associated receptor 13c-like. The record is from RefSeq and is a predicted model, not a curated record. Gene Ontology annotation, cellular component: membrane. Gene Ontology annotation, biological process: G protein-coupled receptor signaling pathway. The coding region runs from base 4384 to 5373 and encodes 329 amino acids. Gene Ontology annotation, molecular function: trace-amine receptor activity. The transcript has 2 exons. NCBI's taxonomy places the organism in Eukaryota, Metazoa, Chordata, Actinopteri, Anabantiformes, Osphronemidae.
AAGUAAGGCUUUAUUACUUCUGAGCCAAUAACUUUAUAUCUUACAUACUCUAAAGUCAGUCCAUAAUAAUAAUAAGAGGAAAUAUUAUUAUUAUUAGAAAUAAUAAUAAUAUUUCCUAUUAUUCUUCUUCUUAUGUAUGUAGAACACAUUGUGUUUUUGAGUGAGGCAGCAUGUAUAACACAAUAUAUUUUGAAUAUUUGAUGUCAGGUAAGCCACGUAAGAUUACAAGACUACAGUAUAUAUGUCACAGUCUCAGCAUCGUUGUCUGGUUUCCUGUUUUAUUUUGUCCACUUCCUGUUUAGUUCCUGGUCUGCUCUGGUUCCCUCCUGUCUCCCUCUCCAUUCUUAUGAUUCAUCAGCUGUAGUCAAUCAGUAAUCAGUCAGGUAUUUAAACUCCAGUACUCACCACACUUGCUGCCAGAUUGUUAGUUCAUGUACCCAUGCCUACUCUUCAGCGUUCAUCAGUAAGUCCGGCUGUGUACCAGUUCUCUGACCUCUGUCUUGUCCCUGCCUGUACCUUCGCUGGAGUGUGUGGAUGUUCUGUGUACUGACCUCCGCCUGCCUGAUGACGCUCAAAAUAAAUCCCUUCAAGUCAAGUUCUGUCUGUGCUGUGCGUUUGGGUCUAUAUAAAACACUGCAGGUUUUGUCAGUGUCUUCAGUUUUCACUUUACUCCGCUUGCUUCUUACCAAGAAACACUAAGAAAAUUCAUUCUAGUUGUCUGUCACAUGUAGAGAACUUUUUCUGGUGUUUUUCAACAUUUGCACUUUCUAUGUAAAUAUAUAAUGCACUAUAUGUGCUUUGGUUUGAAUAUAGUAAUACAUAAGAUGUCACUCCCCUUUAUACACCCCAGAGCUCCAAAUCUGAAUAUGUAUCAGUUAGUUUGGUGAGGCGGUGACCUACUGGGGCACAGGGUUAGUAAUGCAAUUGCUUCAUUGGAGAGUUGUAUGUUGUGUGAUUUUAAGUUAAUAAUUAAUGAACGCAAUAUUAUUGCUAACUGAGUAAAAAAGGCAGAGGCCCUUGGCUCAGGACUGAGCCAAGAUCCUGUAGGACUUCUAGAUACAGACUGACAAACUGGUAAUGACCAACCAACCGACCCAACUUAGUAGUGGUGGACAAAUAAGAGAACAAGGCUGUAGGGAUAGAUGUAGCAAUCCCAGGUGAUAGCAACAUCAGGAAGAAGGAGCACAAGAAGAUCCAGAAGUAGCAAGGGCUAAAAGUAGAGAUAAAGAAGAUGUGGAGGGUGAGGGCACAAGUGUUACCCAUGGUGAUAGGAACACUCUGUCCAGAAGAGUGUAGUCCUAGGAACAGCUAAGAUACUGUGCAGGACCCUCAAGCUCCCAGGCCUCUGGUAGAUGACCCGAGCUUGUAGGAGUAAGACCGCCCUAAGGAAAAAGGGGGUGAGUGGGGAAAUUUUAUUUGUGCGUGUGUGUAUACAAACACGGCCCGGAGGAGACCACGCAUGCCCUUGUUCCUGGUCCUGUUUCUUGUGGUGGUCCAAGGAGGACCCCUUCUGCUCAGCUGUCACGGUGUGUCCUAGUGGUCCCCGGGAAGGGGGCUGAGCCAAGAUCGUGUGUCCAAGCAAUCCAGGAGUUGACCAGUCUUUUGUUUUGUGUUUAUUUUUAUUUUAAAACUACUGCUUUCCUAGAGCAACAGUUGUGAGAGCAACAGUUGGUAUGUGGUAACGUUGUUGUUUUUAUAGUCCUUUUCUUGUGUAUCCUUCUUUUGAUGGUGCGUCUUGAGAGAGGCGCACAAGUGCCGUCACUCACACACACACACACACACACACACACACACACACACACACACACACACACACACACACACACACAUAUACAUAUGUAUAUGCACGCACAUCUUCCAUGAAGGCUCGUGGUCAGGCAGGCAAAAGUCGGUACACAGAUUGACAAGAUCAAGGCAACGGUACAGACAGGGAGCAGGCAAGACUAGAUCAAAAUACGAUCCACAAUCGGUACACGGCAGGACUUACAUGACAUGAGCGCUGGAGGGUUGAACAGGUGAAAUGAACAAGUGAAAAACAACGAUCUGGCAGGGAACAAAGCUAAGUGCUGGUGGUUAUAUUCUAAACUAAAGACUGGAUUGAAAACAGCUGUGUGGUCACGUGACAAAAACAUAAAGCAGGAAAAGGCAUGAUGGAACAGAAACCAGGAAUACUACAAAAUGAAACAGGAAAUGCAGGAACCCAGACCCCCCCCACAAAGCCGCCAUCAGCCCCCUAACCGGCAGGGAGGAGGGAGGACAGGAGGAGGGCUUGAGGCACCCUGAACAGGGUGGGCGGAGGGAGGACAGGCGGAGGGCCACCACAAACAAUCCUCAAAACGACCCCUGCAGAAACCAGACAAAACUCAAACAAAAGUCAAAACAGAGUCCAGAGCAAGUGUCCACUUCAUACAAGACACACAAAGUUCAGAUACUCCCUCAAGGAGGGUAGUGGCGAGAAGAGUCUCGGCUCAACAGCCGCUAGGCAGGAAUGACAAACUCAGUGCCCAAGGACAAAACUGUAAUCCUAGGAGGCCGGCGACUGAGCAAGGCGCCUCCAAUGGCCCAACACGAGUGACGACGCCCUCCAGGUGGACGACGCUCCAAGAGGCAGAGAGACCAGGAGCUGAUGCAGACGUGACCAGGACCAGGCCACCAGGAGCUGAUGCAGAUGUGGUCGGUACCAGACCAUCAGGAACCGAGACAGACGUGGUCAAGACCGGACUACCAGGAACCGAUGCAGACGCGGCCGGAGCCGAGCCCCCAGACACCGAUGCGGCCGAGACCGGGACCAGACCACCAGGGACUGCAAAAGCUGCACCUGCACACAGGGAAGCAGAGGACUCAGGGAUCCCGGCGGUCGUACUUGUCCUCGGUCCCCAGGAGGCGGAGGCUGGCGUGCCUUCCCUAGUACCACCAGGGGUGAGAGCAACCAGGCUCCUCUGGGGAACACCAGAACCUCCGGGGAAGACACCUGCACACAAGAAAGCCGAAGGCCCCGGAUCCAGGACCGGAGUGACUCAGUUUGAACCACCAGGACGGGGAACUUGGAUGUCUUCUUCAUGGUCAGCGGGGACUGAGACAGAAGGCGUCUGCUCGGACCCGCCACAGGGAACGGGGCUAUAAAUGGCCUCCCCUUUAGAGCCGAAACAGGACAAAAUGGCCUUCUCUUCGGAGCCAACACAGGGCAGAAUGGCCUCCUCUUCGGAGCCAACACAGGGCAGAAUGGCCUCCUCUUCGGAGCCAAUACUGGGCAGAAUGGCCUCCUCUUCGGAGCCAAUACUGGGUAGAAUGGCCUCCCCUCCUUAGCCAACACUGGGCAGAAUGGAGACCUGGCUUGGCGGAACUGCAGCCAUAGCAGGGGCCAGAUGCGCGUGCUUUCCGGGACUGGGUUGGGGCAGGAACUUGGGUCUGAGCAUCUGCCGCUGGAGCAGUAGGGUUCUUGUAUGGCAGGGACACCGUUGCAGCAGAAGUCCGACAUAGCAGGAGAUCCGGUGCAACCUGGGUCUGACAUGGCGGGAGAGCUGCGGUAGCGGCCAGGCGCCAGGGGCCUGGAACUGGCUGCGGUGCCGGCCAGUUAACAGACUGUGGUUCUGUGGCAGGACCUGGAUGCGAUCCUGUGACUGGAUCUGCCCACGUUUCUGUGACUGGAGCGGGCUGCAAUUCCGUGACGGGCUGCGGCUCUGUGACUGGAGCGGGCUGCGUUUCUGUGAUUGGAGCGGGCUGCGGUACUAAGGCAGGCUGUGGUUCUGUGACUGGAGCGGGGCUGCGGCUCUGUGACUGGAGUGGGCUGCGGUUCUGUGACUGCACCGGUGCAAAAAGUCCUUCCAGAAAACUGGAGUUUGAGCUGGGCAAAUCUCCAGUAUUUCUUUGAGCUGGGCAGGCAGGUGCAGGCUGGGCCUAAGUCUGGCCAGAUCGUACAGUCACGGUUUAAGGUGAAGGACCCACACGCACAUCUUGCAGGAACUCUGGUUAGUCAAGGUUUAUUCAGGCUCGUGGUCAGGCAAGGCAAAAGUCAGUACACAGAUUGACAAGAUCAAGGCAACUGUACAGACGGGGAGCAGGCAAAACUAGAUCAAAAUAUGACCCACAAUCGGUACACGGCAGGACUUACAUGACAUGAGCGCUGGAGGGUUGAACAGGUGAAAUGAACAAGUGAAAAACAACGAUCUGGUGACAAAAACAGAAACGAGGAAUACUACAAAAUAAAACAGGAAUUGCAGGACACAUAUAUACGUACAUCAUAUAUAUUGACAGCAUAGACAUUGGAGUAAUCCAGAGAGUGAAUGUUAGAGGAGGGACUACAGAUUACAGAUUAGAACUACUACUCUAUACAGUAAGUAGGAGCUUUGGUCAGAGCUGCCAGAGCUCAGCAGCUUCUCUCUGAUGAUGAUGGAGGAGGAGGCUGAGCUCUGCUUUCCACAGCUCAACACCUCCUGCUGGAAGACAAAGCGCCCACGCUCUCAUACUCUACUCUUUUACACGGUGCUUUCCUGGAUUUUUCUGCUCACUGUGACUCUCAACCUCCUUGUCAUUGUCUCCAUCUCCCACUUCAGGCAGCUUCGCACCCCCACUAACUUUCUCCUACUCUCUCUGGCUGUGUCAGAUUUCUUCGUGGGCCUUGUUAUGUUGUUUCAAAUUAUGCUCAUCAAUGGCUGCUGGCUUCUGGGUGACCACAUGUGUACCCUUUAUUUUGCUUUAGACUACAUUUCUUCCUGUACUUCAAUAGGAAUCAUGCUGCUUAUAUCAGUGGAUCGUUAUCUUGCCAUCUGUGACCCUCUGCAUUACACGACCAAAGUCACACCUAAAAGAGUUCAUGUCUGUGUUUUGCUGUGUUGGAUCUAUUCUCUCAUCUAUGUCAGCAUAGUGAUGAAUGAUGAUUUUAAACAACCAGGCAGGUUCAAAUCCUGCGAUGGGGAGUGUGUGCUCAAUAACAAUCUCAUUCAUCAGUUUACAGAUUUUAUUUUCAUCUUCCUCAUUCCCAUUACUGUUACUAUGGUUCUGUAUGUCAGAGUAUUUGUGGUGGCUAUGGCUCAGGCUCGUGCUAUGCGGUCUCAUAUUGCAGCCGCCCCACACCUGCGUUCAGUGACUGUAACAGCAAGGAAGUCUGAGAUCAAAGCAGCCAGGACUCUGGGAGUUGUUAUACUUGUGUUUGUUUUAUGCAUUUGCCCAUAUUUUUGCGUCACAGUCACAGGCCAGAAUGCUGUGGUCAGCGCUUACUCAGCCUCUUUCGUUUUAUGUCUUUAUUACUUUAACUCCUGCCUGAACCCGCUGGUUUAUGCUCUUUUUCACCCCUGGUUUAGAAAAUCUAUCAAACUAAUUUUAACACUUCAGAUUCUGAAGCCUGGCUCCUGUGAGGCAAAUAUGCUGCACUGAGACAUAGAAAAGUAAACUGACCUUUUCUGUUAGAGAGACACUAAUAAGAUUUCUGUAAAAUGACAGCUUUGCAUUUUUCUGUUUUACCUUUUAGCUUUUGGAUGUAAAGUGUAUUUAGAGUAAUGGUAAUAUAGUAAUAAAGCAAAGUAACUUUUCAUGCCAUUCCUUUGUAAAACAAAAUAAACUAAGCAUGUUAAAAUAUCAAGGAAUGUGUAUUUAGUGUUUUAUAUACACAAAAAAACCCACCAGCCACGACACCGUGGAUUAUU